AUGAAAACCAGCCCAAAACUAUCGAGAAACCUAAAGAGGUGGAACGCCUUGAGGGAUGCUGCAGGGCCUGGCUCAGCCAUAUGGCAUCAGAAGCCCUUGGAAGAGCAGCAGGAAAAACUGGAUCAACUUCAACAUUUCCUGACAAGGCUGAGCCAACCCAAAGAGCAGUUGCCGUUGGCUCAGUGGCUUUCAUCUCACUUCUUUGAAUGUUGCUUUCAGACAACUACAAAAAUUAAAAUGGAUGGAGGAAGAAAAGAAGCUGAAGCACAUGCAAAUCUUUAUUUGGUUGAGGAAGAACAUGGUCAGCUGGAAAAAGGUGCUAAGUAUUAUGAGGCGUUUUAUCAUCUGACAGUAGACCGGAUAUGGAAAGACGAGACAAGCCACUCUCACAACUCACUGGCCUGUGAGAACCUCUGGAGAAUAUAUACUUUGCAAGCAGACAAAAUGCUAGUGAACAAACAAUGCCAAAAGGCCAUCAAAACUCUAGUGAAAGCAUUUGAUUUGGCAAGAGAAGGAGACAAUGAAAAACUGGAAGGGGAAGCAGCUUACCGUUUGGGACUGGCCCAUAUUUCAUCUGUGAAUCCACAUAACAUAUUUAAAUACAUAUUGUACAUGAAAAUUUCAAAAAUGCUGGAAGAUAAUGUGAGCCUUGGAAAAGUAUACAAAGCAAUAGCAAAAGGCCUAGAAAGGUAAGUUAGCCCUCCCAUGUCUUCC
Xenopus laevis (African clawed frog) is the source of this 714-nucleotide messenger RNA. It is a transcript of the gene ttc29.S, whose product is annotated as tetratricopeptide repeat domain 29 S homeolog. The record is from RefSeq and is a predicted model, not a curated record. Bases 1 to 693 code for a protein of 230 amino acids. The transcript is spliced from 6 exons. NCBI's taxonomy places the organism in Eukaryota, Metazoa, Chordata, Amphibia, Anura, Pipidae.